CCAAAACUGUAAUUAAGUUGCAAUUAGGUGACAUGGGACUUAGCAUAAGUGACUCUAUUUUGAGCCUGAAGUCUCUCUUUCUUUCUCUCUUUUUUAAUGUUUAUUUGAGAGCCAGAGAGAGAUACUGCAGGUGGGGGAGGGGCAGAGAGAGAGAAUCCCAAGCAGGCUCUGAACUUCCAGUGCAGAGUCAGACUCAGGGCUUGAUCCCACGAACCGUGGGAUCAUGACCUGAACUGAAAUUAAAUCGAGUGAGACGCUUAACUGUCUGAGCCACCCAAAGCGCCUCCUGGUGUCUCGUUUUUAAAUAGUCCAAAUUAUAUGAAUAUAGCUAAAUAAAAAUCCUACUCUGUAAUAAUAGCAAAUGCCAUUUUGUUGUGUGCGGUCUUCAGGCAUGAUUAUUCUGUUCUCACUGUGAAUGGUGUUUUUUACACAUGAUAAAGCAGGCUAGCAUAUUCACAUACGUUACAGCUAGAAUAAUCCAUUGCUUUAAACAUAUAAUUUUUAAGUGUUUUUUAGAUUUAAUGUUCAACAAAAAUUUUUUCAUAAGUAACUGAAAAAAAUAUAGUGGCUACUGUAGACUGUAAAUGAAGGAGAAGCUUAGCUUUACUGUGAAGUCUGAGUCUGGGUGUAACCUAACUAGCUAGAGGAUAUGCAAUUCCUGAUUGACAGCAGGACCAGCAUUAUGCAGAUUUUGUAAGAGAACAGCAGCUCAGAAAACAGUGAUUAGGGGCUCUGUUAGGAAUCACUACAUUCAUCACUCAUCUUUAGUUUUUCAUUUCCCUGUCUACUGGAUUUGUAAACAAAUAGCACAAAACAGUUCCUCUUUUGUUUUUAUUAAAGUGGUACUGCAAUGCAGUUUCAGUCUAUCAGCUAGGCAUACAUGUGUGGAAAUACGAUAUUCUCACUAAAUUAGCUAAUUUUUAGCUGUGUUCCCUGUUUAUCUCUAGACCUUUGUGUAUUAAAUCCUAUCUCGAGCUGUUCUCUUUAUACACAAGUGUGUUUUGCUUGUGCCUUCCUGUCUUCUUCAGUGAGAAGCUUUAUGUAGGUCAGGCUUGGCUUAAGCAGAUUUCCUGAACCUGCGUCAGCUUAAGCUGGAGGAAUUUUAAUAAACCCUCCCCUGUAGGCGUGGGCCUAAAUGAGGCUAGCCUAGUUAAGCCUGAUCUUUUUCUGUUUGUGAAAAGAGCUGAGCAGAGCUGAAGGCUGCAUGGUGGUUUCAGAAACUGCCUACUUAAUUUGAAAAGAACAAUGGUAGGAAAGGCUAGAUCUUCCAAUUUUACCUUAUCUGAAAAGCUUGAUUUGCUAAAGCUUGUGAAGCCAUAUGUUAAAAUUCUCGAAGAACACACUAAUAAACAUUCAGUAAUAGUGGAAAAGAAUAGAUGUUGGGAUAUCAUAGCAGUAAACUAUAAUGCAAUUGGAGUAGAUCGCCCUCCUCGAACAGCCCAGGGCCUACGCACCCUUUACAAAAGGCUCAAAGAAUAUGCCAAACAGGAGCUAUUGCAGCAAAAAGAGACCCAAUCAGAUUUUAAAAGCAAUAUUUCUGAGCCAACCAAGAAAGUUAUGGAGAUGAUUCCCCAGAUUUCCAGUUUUUGCCUGGUAAGAGACAGGAACCACAUUCAAAGUGCAAACUUGGAUGAGGAAGCACAGGCUGGUACGAGUUCACUACAGGUAAUGUUGGAUCACCAUCCAGUUGCUAUUACAGUGGAGGUGAAGCAAGAAGAAGACAUUAAGCCCCCUCCUCUACUGGUUUUAAAUUCUCAACAGAGUGAUAUUUUAGAGCAAAGAGAAGACCAUGAAUUAGUACAUGUUAUGGAAAGAUCUUUGUCGCCGUCACUUUCCUCUGUUGACAUGAGAAUGACCUCGUCUCCAUCUUCUAUCCCAAGGAGAGAUGAUUUUUUUCGGCAUGAGCGUGGAGAACACUUUAGGACACAGUUAGGGUAUGACCCUCAGAUUCUGCAAAUGCUGAAAGAAGAGCAUCAGAUAAUUUUAGAAAAUCAAAAAAAUUUUGGAUUGUACGUUCAGGAGAAGAGGGAUGGAUUGAAAAGAAGGCAGCAGCUAGAGGAAGAGCUGCUAAGAGCAAAAAUUGAAGUGGAGAAGUUGAAAGCAGUUCGCUUACGGCAUGAUCUGCCUGAAUUUCACUCAGCCCCUAAAGAAAUUACAGUGCCUAAGAGACAAGAAGAGGAAGAACCUGAUAGCCUAGUUAAAUAUUUCAGUGUUGUUUGGUGUAAGGCUUCAAAGAAAAAACACAAAAAGUGGGAAGGUGAUGCUGUUCUCAUUGUAAAAGGAAAGUCAUUUACAUUAAAGGAUUUGGAAGGCAAAGACAUUGGAAGAGGCCUUGCAUAUAAAUUCAAAGAGCUUGAAAAGAUUGAAGAGGGCCACAGAGUGAUGAUUGGUGGAAAAGAAGUAGAAGUCAUGGGCAUAAUCUCUCCAGAUGAUUUCAACAGUGGCAGAUGUUUUCAACUUGGAGGAGGAAGCCUUGCUAUCUCAAGUUCUUCUCAGGCUGCCAAGAAGUGUUUCUCUAACCCCUUCAAAAGUGUUUGUAAACCAAGUUCAAAGGAAAAUAGACCAAACGGUUUCCAAGAUUGUAAACCACGUCAUGACCCACAUGCACAAAAUUCUCUUGUAAUGUCGCGACCAGACAAUAAUCACCAGUGGAUGUUCAAUAAGAGCUGUUCUCCUAUUGUGGAUGUAGUGAUAGAUCCUUACCUUGUAUAUCAUCUUCGACCACAUCAAAAAGAAGGGAUCCUAUUCCUAUAUGAAUGUGUAAUGGGAAUGAGAGUGAAUGGCAGAUGUGGAGCUAUUCUUGCUGAUGAAAUGGGUUUAGGGAAAACAUUGCAAUGUAUUUCACUCAUCUGGACUCUACAGUGUCAGGGACCCUAUGGAGGCAAGCCAGUAAUAAAGAAGACACUUAUUGUCACACCUGGGAGCUUGGUGAAUAAUUGGAGGAAAGAAUUUCAAAAAUGGCUAGGAAGUGAAAGGAUCAAGGUAUUUCCUGUUGAUCAGGACCACAAAGUAGAAGAAUUCAUCAAAUCUCCAUUUUAUUCUGUUCUUAUCAUCAGUUAUGAAAUGUUACUUCGUUCCUUGGAUCAAAUUAAGAAUGUUAAGUUUGAUCUUCUAAUCUGUGAUGAAGGGCAUCGUUUGAAGAAUAGUGCCAUUAAGACAACUACAGCCCUCAUUAGCCUUUCUUGUGAGAAAAGAAUAAUUCUAACUGGUACUCCAGUUCAGAAUGAUCUUCAAGAAUUUUUUGCAUUAAUUGAUUUUGUAAAUCCAGGAAUAUUAGGCUCUUUGUCAUCUUAUAGAAAAAUAUAUGAAGAACCCAUCAUUUUAUCGAGACAACCUUCUGCUUCUGAGGAAGAAAAGGAGUUAGGAGAGAAAAGAGCAGCUGAACUUACUUGCCUCACUGGACUCUUUAUCCUUAGAAGAACCCAAGAAGUCAUAAAUAAGUAUCUUCCACCUAAAAUAGAGAAUGUAGUCUUUUGCCGACCAGGAGCACUACAGAUUGAGCUUUAUCGAAAGCUGUUGAAUUCUCAGGCUGUCAGAUUCUGCCUUCAAGGGUUGUUAGGAAAUAGUCCUCAUCUAAUAUGUAUAGGAGCUCUUAAAAAGCUGUGCAAUCACCCCUGCCUUUUGUUCAACUCUAUAAAGGGAAAAGAAUGUAGCUCAACGUGGGAUGAAAAUGAAGAAAGGAGUCUAUAUGAAGGCUUGGUAAAUGUGUUCCCUGCUGAUUACAACCCUCUCAUGUUUACCGAGGAAGAGUCAGGAAAACUCCAAGUGCUGUUGAAGCUCUUAGCCGUUAUCCGUGAACUUCGUCCCACUGAAAAGGUGGUGUUGGUGUCCAACUACACACAAACCUUGAAUAUUCUACAAGAAGUAUGCAGGCGUCAUGGAUAUGCUUUUACAAGACUUGAUGGACAAACACCAGUCUCUCAAAGACAGCAAAUUGUUGAUGGCUUUAAUAGUAAAUACUCUUCUGAUUUUAUUUUUUUGUUAAGUUCAAAAGCUGGUGGUGUGGGACUUAACCUUAUUGGAGGAUCUCACUUAAUUCUGUAUGAUAUUGAUUGGAAUCCAGCCACUGAUAUCCAGGCAAUGUCUAGACUAUGGAGAGAUGGUCAGAAACAUCCUGUACAUAUUUACAGACUCCUAACCACAGGUACAAUAGAAGAAAAGAUUUAUCAGAGACAAAUCAGUAAGCAAGAUCUUUCAGGGGCAGUUGUAGACCUAACCAAGACCUCUGAACAUAUCCAGUUCUCAGUAGAGGAGCUUAAAAAUUUGUUUACAUUACAUGAAAGUUCACAUUGUGUUACCCAUGACCUGCUUGACUGUGAAUGUACAGGAGACAAAGAUCAUACAGAUCCUCUACCAUAGGAGGAAACCAUUAAGGAGAAGCUUUGUGCUUUCUUGGUAAGGCCCCAUUGAACAUGGUCAGGAGGGAGAGGUAGCUAUGUUUCCCCCCAGGAUUAGCUUUGGAAAUCAUUCUCUAAUUCAUGGGCCAGCAACAAAAGGUAGCACUGAGGUUGCUGUGGGUACCAUGUUUUUCUUCUUCCUGACCUUUAUGCUCCCUUCUACUCAGAGGCAAAGCUAAGACAGCUCACAGGGAUACCAGGAUCCAUAGUCUGUGAGGAAGGGCCCAUGCCUCUGGCAUUCCAACUGGACUAAAGGACUUUGCUCAUCCCACAGAGCAGCCCCCAUUGUGCUCACUCUCAUAGUCUAUGAGAAGCUCAUGGAGAUGAGAUUAGGGAAAGAGGGAAGAGUUAAGCAAGUGUAAGAAAGCAAGAAGGAGGUGAUUGGUAUGCCAAAGCUCCUGUUCAGAUUCCAGUCUAGGGGCUAAUUUAUAAGAAUAAGCUAUGGGCCCCUCCGAACCUCUGACUCAAUCCUGUGGUGCUAGAGGGUAUCUGUGCAAUGCCCUGUGGCAAUGCCCAAGGUGAUGGACACAUGGUAGUUAAUACUGGGGCAUCCUUUUUUUUUUUUUUUAAGAAAAAAAAAUUGUAAGUUUAUUUAUUUAGAGAGAGCGAGAAUGAGAGAGACUGUGUGGCCAGCAUGCAUGAGUGGGGAAGGGGCAGAGAGAGAGAAGGAGAGAGAGAAUCUCAAGCAGGCUCUGCUCUGUCAGCCAACCCGUGAACCCAUGAGAUCCUGACCUGAGCCAAAAUCAACAGUCGGAAGCUCAACUGAGCCACCCAGGUGCCCUGGGUGUCCAUUUUUAGUCAUUUGGUAAUUUAGCUCUUAUCACCAAAGGAAAAACAAUUACUACCUUUUCCCUCAAAACCUCAUUCUUCUCAGAAUAGAAGUCAAAGUCCUGACAAUGGCCUAUAGUCUGACAUACUCUGGCCCCAUUAUCUUUAUGACCUCAUCUCCCCCUCACCAACUAUACUUCAUUCCCACUGUCCCUCUUGUUAUUUGAAUACUAGGCAUGCUUCUGUCCUGGUGUCCUGGGACCUGGCCUAUAGAUCCUCAGCAACUAGUUGGGAAAUUGAAUUGAAGGAAGGAGUGGCCAAAGGUGCCUAACAUUUUCUAUGGAAAUAAGGGGAAAUGUGAGACAGGAAAAAGCCAUUUGAUGAGUUCUAAGACUUACUUUGUACUUACGGCACUGGAAAAAUGGCUUUUGUGUUCAGUUACACAGAUUGUCAUAUUGUCACUGGAGACAAAAUUCACAGGUAUGGUUGUACUCUUUUUUUUUUAAUUUUUUUUAAUGUUUAUUUUUGAGACAGAGAGAGACAGAGCAUGAAUGGGGGAGGGUCAGAGAGAGAGGGAGACACAGAAUCUGAAGCAGGCUCCAGGCUCUGGGCUGUCAGCACAGAGCCUGACGUGGGGCUCGAACUCACAGACUAUGAGAUCAUGACCUGAGCCGAAGUCGGACACUUAACCGACUGAGCCACCCAGGCGCCCCUGGUUGUACUCUUAAAAGGCAAUUAAGAAAGAACUAUAUGACUCAGAGCGUUGACUAGAUGCCAAAGAGCAUUGACGAGAUGCCAAAGAACAUUGAUGCCCAUUUCCCCCCCAUACACUAGGACCCACUAUUAACUAUAGAGCCUUAAAAAAAUACUGAACAAUCAAGAAGGCCCUGUUGCCUGUAUGCUGAGAUGGGAUUGAUCAAUAGCCAGAGUUUUCUACCACUUGCUAAGGAUGCAUGAUGCUUUAUAAAACUCUCUAGUUUAUAUAUUGUAACAUAUAUAACUAAUGAAGUUAGUUUGAGAAGCAAACCUUGUAAAUUCCCUCCCUAGUUCUAGAACUCACUCACCUCCAGUAUUUAGUUUCCAUGAAGUAAGUUAAUCUCCAAAGUGUGGAAAAGCCUUUGGAGAUCCUUGGUUAGAAUGUACCUGCAGAUAUAAGAAUAAUUUAACAUUAAAAAAAAUUUUUUUUUAAUGUUUAUUUAUUUUGGCAGAGAGAGAGUGAGUGAUCACGAGCCAGGGAAGGGCAGAGAAAGAGGGAGACACAGAAUCUGAAGCAAGCUCCAGGCUCUGAGCUGUCAGCACAGAGCCGAAUGCAGGGCUUGAACUCAUGAACCGUGAGAUCAUGACCUGAGCCAGAGUUGGACGCUUAACUGACUGAGCCAGGAAUUCCAGGCACCCAGGAAUAAUUUAACAUUUGAUGACACGGCGAAUCCAGAAUGAUUACCAUUCAGAUAGAAAGGGAAAGAUGGAAAUCUGAUUAUAGGAGAACGUUUUAAAGAUACCUACAUGAGACUUACUAUUAUUGAGACAAAAACCCUCCAUUUGUUCUCUGUGUAGCCAAGUAAACCUUUUGCAUUUCUGGUCUUCCUCUGGCUCCUGAAGCCACCAAUCUUUAGCAGCAAGUCUAGAUGCGAAUUCAUAUUGUCCUGUCUUGUGCUGCAUGGAAGCUCCUCAGUGAGCCAUCCGAGGAGGCAGUCCCAGUCAGUGGGAAGCAGGGAGACUAUGGCUUUUUUGGUUAUUGCCUUAGCUUAGAUUAGAGACCAUUUCCACUAAUUGUACUGGGGAACAACCCUCGUGGUUACGCUCCAUGAAGGAUGUAUUUAAUAGUGUCAUCUGAAGGAAACAAAUAGUGGACAGCUGUUUUAUUUUUCUGAAGUUCCACAAAGGAAGGAAAUUUCCAGGCUUAGAGAGAAAUCACAUGUAGUUGCUUCUUAUGAGAACUAUCAGCAUGGAAACAUCACUUCUGUCAUCCAUCGGGAAGCUGUUGUUGGGUGUUAGAGGGACGUCCAGUGGGCCUAAUGGCUGGUAUAAUUCUGGGCUUAUGAAGGAUUUCACUUUUUAAAAAUGAUUCUUGCAGUAUGUUUGUGCCUAUCUCAAGGGAACCAGAGUCUGAAUAUUAACUGGACAAAUAUAAGGUCAGCAUCAUUGCAGUGUGACUGUCAGAGCUCUGGUGUGGGAAUCAGCAGUCUGGAGAUUCUAGUCAGAUGGUCCCAUCGAUUUGGCUUCCAAUUGUAUGGAAGUCACUUAAUUUUUGCACUUUCUGGUAAUAAUAAUAAUGAAUCAUUUAUUGAUUGCUUACUAUGUGCCAGACAUUUUACUAAAUGCUUCGUAUGCAUUUCCCCUUCAUUUGUUCCCCUUGACAAUCCUAAAAUGAAUAUAUAAUCCCCAUUUUAUGGCAAGAGGGGAGAGACAUAGGCCUAGAAAACUUAAAUACUUUCCAAGAGCAAAUGCUGGUUAGUGGUAGAAGCUGGAUCUAAUCCCAGGUCCAUGUGGCUUUAGAACUCACUUGUAUGCACCAGCCUUAAACUUGCAAACUAAAUGGAAAUUUAAGGACUAUCUUGUAGUAGUCAUCAAAUGUGAUGGACUGUGGGCCUCUGCCUUUCAUACCAGGAUUACUUAUUCUCAGAUUAAGAUACAUUGGCCAGAAAAAUGAUCUCAAAAAAGCAAGAAUUUGGGAGUUCAUGAAGAAAAAUGCAAGUAGGAAUUGGAGACAAGGGAAAAGAUCAAGCUUAUUUCUAAAAGAAAAAAAAGAAAGGUGUAUCGUAGAUUUUUGAAAAGUAAUUAUUACUGAGGAUAUCCAUGAAGAGAUUUGUUAUUUUACCUAAUUAUUUGUCCUUAUUAAAGCAUUUGGUGGUCAAGGAAUACCUAUUGAUGAGUUGGAAAGAAAACAAAACAAAGGAAAAAAUGUCAUUCUGUGAGCAUGUCCUGCUGGUGGCAGCAACAGUUCACAGCACUUGUCCCUCAUUGCAUUAUGGAAUUACAGGCACGUCUUAAAGCACAGAGCUUCCUGUUUUUAUAAGAUUUCAAAUCACAGGCUGCUGUUAUGAUAGCUAUAAAAAUUGGCAAAUCAUUCUAGCUAUCCAUAUGACUGACAGGAUUAUUUUCCAGAACAUUUUAUAUUACCAGAGUUUUAGAUUCAUGUUUUCCCCCCCAUGGGUUGUUAGAAGGGGGUGGAUAGAAGGGGUCGAAAAGGGUGGGUAUUAAAUGAUUAAUUAAAGGAGAAGUGAGCAAGCCUUUAAAAAACUGAUGGAAUAGACCAUUGAAAUCGGUAACACCACCUUAGUUUAACUUCUGAUUUUGUUGUAAGGUGAAGAUGGGUUUCAUAAACUGACUUUUGCACAGGAUGAAAGAUUUGCUGUUUUAUUGAGAAUGUUUUGAGAGAUCUCCAAUAAUGGUUUUUCAGUUUUCUUCCGUAAACAUCAUUAAGGAAUUCUUUGACUUUCAGAUGGCUUUGAAAACAUGGAAACAUUAAUGUUUAUUCCAUAAGUACUAGAUGAUAAAUGAAUGUUUUGGUUUUUCUAUUUAUGCCUGAGGAAGGGCUCCUAAAGAGAAACUGAAAAUUUUGCAGCUUCUGAGCUUUGAUGAAGGCCAGCCUCAGGUCAGCAGCAGGAGCCGUCUCUCUUCGGUGUCCUCAGACACCCAAGUGUGGAAGGUUCUCAUGGUCAGAAAGUGAUGCUUUGACCUGGGCUUUACUUGGUCUCUGUGUGACUUAGGCCUGGAGGCUUCCCUACCUCUGAGCCUGGUUUCUGAUUCUACAGUGCUGCCAAGGAAGAAGACAUGGAAGGGCCACCUUUUCUGAGGCAGCAGAUCUCAUCUAGGCCCCUCUAGUGGAAGGAACAAACACACUGAGGCUUAGAGAUGUGUGUGCCUUGUAGGUGAAAGGGAUCUGCGUGAAUUGGAUCUGGAUGGAGCCAUCUGACAGGAAAAAUGUUCCUGGAAGGAACUCGACCUGGAAGGGCGAGUAGAGCCUUCAAUCAUUCCUACACCCUGAGAUGUUGAUGGCACCAGGCAGGUGCUCAAUGCAUGUGAAUGAAAUGAAGAAAUGAAUGAAUAAGGCAAAUAAUAUAAUGCAAGAGAACUUUUUCCAUUUCUUCAGUAAGGUGCUCUAUGUAUCAUUCACUUAUUCAUUCAUGUGCCAUACAUUGUUUGAAAACUUGUGAUAGUCUAGGUUUUUUGUUAAACACUUAGAUUCAGGGAUGCUUAUUUUCAUUUCUGCAGGUUUUAUCAUAUGUCAUUUUGGUGUGAGGAAUGAGUCUGGGAUCUAAGUUUUAGAAAAUAGUUGGCCAGUUGUAAUGACAACACUUAAAUAAUCCGUUCUUUCUCCAUUGAUAUGAUAUGUCACCCAUAUCCUAUAGGUUUAUUUCUGGACUUUUAUGAUGUCUUUUAAAUUAACAUGUGUUUACAAAAUUUAUUAGUAUUUCAUAGACCAAAUUUAUCUUUAGUAUUCUUUUUUUAAAAUUUUUUUAAAUGUUUUAUUUAUUUUUGAGAGAGAGAGAGACAGAGACAGAGUACGAGCAGGGGAGGAGCAGAGAGAGAGGGAGACACAGAAUCCAAAACAGGCUGCAGGCUCUGAGCUGUCAGCACAGAGCCUCACGUGGGGCUUGAACUCACAAACUGUAAGAUCAUGACCUGAGCCGAAGCCGGAUGCUGAACUGACUGAGCCAUCCAAGUGCCCCUAGUAUUCUUCUUUUUCAAUACUUCAUUGGUUGUUCUAUACCAAUUAUUUUUCUGGAUAGGCUAAAAUUAUUUUGUCAAUUGAUUUUGGGGGGAAGAUGAUAUGUUUACAGUAUUCAUUUGGGAAUGUAAGAUGUCUCUCUAGAUAUUUGUGUCUUCUUUUAUAUUCCUAGGAAAUGUUGUGUUGUUUUCAUUAUGUGGAAGAAAACACAAAACAUUGUUGGCUCCCUUAGCAGUUCAUAUCUCUGCUCAGUCUUCACC
This is a messenger RNA of Acinonyx jubatus (cheetah), 10097 nucleotides long. It is a transcript of the gene RAD54B, whose product is annotated as RAD54 homolog B. Gene Ontology annotation, biological process: reciprocal meiotic recombination; double-strand break repair via homologous recombination. The record is from RefSeq and is a predicted model, not a curated record. The transcript is spliced from 14 exons. Lineage: Eukaryota; Metazoa; Chordata; Mammalia; Carnivora; Felidae. Gene Ontology annotation, molecular function: ATP-dependent chromatin remodeler activity; ATP binding; DNA translocase activity. Bases 1246 to 4359 code for a protein of 1037 amino acids. Gene Ontology annotation, cellular component: nucleus.